AUGAAACGAUGGGAUGAAAAGUUAACGUUGGCUUUGCGACGCGGCAGCGGAAGUGAUGACGUCACACCCAACCCUGUUUCUGAGGCGCUUCGCAACCUGGAAGAAACGAUGGAGAGCAUUAAGAGGCGAUUGUCCCAACUGGAAAAGUGUGUUGAGCGGCAGCGUGUGGCCAUAAAUGAGGUGCGCACAAACACUUCGCCGUUUGAUGACCUGCUCACAAAAACAAAUGGAGAUAUUCAGUCUAUUCAACAGCAACUCGAGUAUGUUGUUAUUAGUUUGGAGCGAGAGCGGGGAAUUGUAACCGACCAUACGGAGCAGCUACGAUUAUUUGUUCGGGAAUCCACGCGUCGUGAUGGAGGUCGAUCUGGUCUGUCCGAUAGCGAUCCAUCUUUUCUAUUCCUACUUGCCACAUGGCUCUAUCGACCGGUCGUAGAUUUUGCAAAUGGAUGUUAUGUUCUCCUUUCGCCACUGAUUGGAACCCUUCAAUCCUUGUCACUUUUUAACCCCGACGUGCAGGUGCGCCAAACGGAAAGUGGUGUGUACCUCAACAACGCCCAACCCAGUGAAGAUCUGCUGUCGCGACUCCAAAAGGGACAGUUGGAUCCCGUUCUCACAUCAAAGACUUGA
Trypanosoma brucei brucei TREU927 is the source of this 627-nucleotide messenger RNA. RefSeq lists its product as hypothetical. Lineage: Eukaryota; Euglenozoa; Kinetoplastea; Trypanosomatida; Trypanosomatidae. The transcript has a single exon. Bases 1 to 627 code for a protein of 208 amino acids. The record is from RefSeq and is a predicted model, not a curated record.